This is a messenger RNA of Puntigrus tetrazona (Sumatra barb), 5068 nucleotides long. Its product is annotated as complement C3-like. Gene Ontology annotation, molecular function: endopeptidase inhibitor activity; protein binding. Gene Ontology annotation, cellular component: extracellular region. Lineage: Eukaryota; Metazoa; Chordata; Actinopteri; Cypriniformes; Cyprinidae. The record is from RefSeq and is a predicted model, not a curated record.
AUGAUCAGAACUUAUUCUCUGACGAUCCUCUGGAGAAGCAGUUUGUGUAUCUACAAGCUGAGUUUCCUACCAUCACUCUGGAGAAAGUGGUCAUGGUCUCAUUCCAGUCUGGAUAUAUAUUUGUACAAACAGACAAGCCCAUCUACACACCUUCUAGCACAGUUCAUUACAGGAUUUUCUCCCUAACACCCAACCUGGAACUCAGUCAGUCUGGAAUCACAGUUGAAAUCAAGAAUCCUCAAGGCAUCACAGUUUCAUCAGAGAAGAUCUUUCCAGUCAAAGGGAUGAAGUCCGGAAAAUAUGCCAUUCCUGAGAUUGCCACCUCUGGGAUCUGGCAGGUUAUCACACUUUUUACAAACACUCCUCAGAAGACAUUUACUGCAGACUUUGAGGUUAAAGAAUAUGUGCUUCCAACAUUCGAUGUGAAAUUAAAGCCCAGUAAGUCAUUCUUCCAUGUGCUUGAUGACAGUCUGACAGUCGACAUUGAGGCCAAGUAUCUGUUUGGACAGAAGGUGGAUGGAAAUGCGUUCGUGGUGUUUGGUGUGAUGGACGGUGAGAAGAAAACAAGUAUUCCUACUUCUCUGCAAAAAGUUGAGAUUGAGAAUGGAGAAGGCGCUGCAGAACUGACCGAUGAGAUGAUUAAAAAGACCUUUCCAAGCAUUAACCAGCUGGUUGGACGGUCGAUCUAUGUUUCUGUCAGUCUUUUAACAGAAAGUGGAAGUGAAAUGGUGGAAGCAGAAAGGAGAGGCAUUCAGAUUGUGAUCCCAUACACCAUCCACUUCAAAAAAACACCACACUUCUUCAAACCUGGGAUGCCCCUCACUGUCUUGGUCUAUGUAUCAAACAUUGACCAGACACCUGCUGUAAAUGUGGAAGUUGAAGUGAUGGGCAAUCAGGGGCCAGUCAGAGGCAAAACAAAAACCAAUGGCAUUGCGAAGGUUGCUGUUAACACUCUGGGAUUAUAUUCAACACUUGAGAUCACUGCAAAGACCGUAGACCCACAAUUAAGAGACGAUCAGCAGGCAGUGAAGAAGAUGACAGCUCAGGCCUACCAGCCCAAAGACGGCUCCAAAAACUACCUGCAUAUUAUCAUUGAUGCUCUGCAGCUUCAGAUUCAUGAUCAAAUUACAGUUUAUCUAAUUACCGGACGAAGUCCAGGAUUUAAAGAUCAGGACUUCACAUACAUGAUCUUAAGUAAAGGUCAGAUUGUAGAAGUAGGCAGGUUUAAGCCAAAUGAACAAUCUCUAGUGGCUGUGCCUGUGACUGUAACCAAAGACAUGAUACCGUCCUUCCGCUUUGUGGCGUAUUAUCAUGUGGGCUCGUCUGAAGUGGUGUCUGAUUCAGUCUGGGUCGAUGUGAAGGACACGUGCAUGGGAACGCUCAAGGUUGAGGUGAAGGAUAAUAGGAAUACCUACAGCACAGGAGAUGAUGUUCAGCUGCAGAUCACUGGAGAUCCUGGAGCUAAAGUUGGUCUGGUGGUGGUUGACAAGGCUGUGCAUGUCCUUAACAAGAACAGACUCACCCAGACAAAGAUCUGGGACGUCAUAGAGCAGUAUGACACCGGCUGUACAGCAGGAGGAGGAAAGGACAGUAUGGGGGUUUUCACCGAUGCAGGUCUGAUGUUUGUGUCCAACACUGCAGGAGGAACCAACACCAGAACAACACCAGCGUGUCCCUUACUUUCAAAGAGAAGACGGCGAUCACUGGAUGAUGAUGAUGGCAGUUAUACAGAUUCUGAAGAUAUUGUCUCACGCACACAGUUCCCUGAGAGCUGUUUUUUUGAGGAGAUUGAUCUACCCAAUAACAAUGGAAACUACUAUGAAUCAACAUCAGCCACAAAUAAACUGAUCUACCUGAAAGACUCUAUCACUACGUGGCAGAUCUUGGCUGUCAGUCUGUCUCCAACACUUGGCAUCUGUGUGGCAGAACCUGAGGAGAUAGUCUUUUCUAAGAGAUUUUUUAUUGAUCUCAAGAUUCCUUACUCAGCUGUGCGCGGUGAACAACUGGAAAUCAAGGCCAUUAUUCACAACUACACCCCAGUUAAACUGAAGAAGGUGCGUGUGGAGUUCAUGGAGACAGAAGAUGUUUGCAGCUCUGCCUGGAAGAAAGGAAAAUACAGAACAAUAAUAUCAGUUGAUAAGGACUCCAGCGUAGCAGUUUCAUACGUGAUUAUUCCCAUGACGACGGGAGAUCAUGAUAUUGAGGUGAAAGCUUCGAUAUUAGAUUUUGAAGAUGGAGUGAGAAAGACGCUGAAGGUGGUGCCUGAGGGUGUGCUGAGUAUAAUACGUGAAGCAAAUGUGGAGCUCAAUCCUAAUAAGAAUGGUGAAAAUCCUUUCGUUUUUAAAGCUGCCAUACCGGCUGAUCGGUUUCCAGACACACCUGCUUACACGAACAUCUUCAUUACCGCUGAAGAGAUCACUCAGGCAGUCGAAGUCGAGCAGGCCAUCAGUGGAAGCUUCAUGGGUCGACUUAUUGUCCAACCCGUUGGAUAUGGAGAGACAAUAAUGAUCUAUAUGACUCUUCCUCUCAUUGCCACUCAUUAUCUGGACCACACAAAUCAGUGGGAUGCUGUUGGUGUGGAGCGCCGUAAUGAAGCCGUCAACCAUGUCAACACAGGAUAUCAGCGGCAGUUGAGUUAUCGUAAAUCAGAUGGAUCCUACGCUGCAUGGACACAGAGACCGAGCAGCACAUGGCUGACAGCAUACGUGGCCAAAGUCUUCUUCAUGGCCAGGGAUCUUGUUGUGAUGGAGGACAAUGUGCUCUGCAGUGCCCUCAAGUGGCUGGUCCUCAACAAACAACAGCCAGACGGCUCUUUUAAAGAGGAUUCAGCUGUAAUUCACGGAGAGAUGGUGGGUGAUGUACAGGGCAAAGAUGCCGAUGCCUCUCUGACGGCCUUUGUCGUGAUUGCCAUGCAAGAGGGCAAAGAUGUUUGUGAUCAAACAGUUGGUAGUCUGCCUGACAGUAUGAGGAAGGCUGUUACGUUCUUGGAAGGUCGACUUCCACAACUGAGCAACCCUUACGCUGUUGCGAUGGCAUCCUACGCCAUGGCCAAUGCCGACAAAUUCAAUAAAGAAAUGUUGAUGAAACACUCUACUCCAACAGAAGGCGGUCGGUAUUGGAGAGUCUCUGGACAGCAUCAUCACUCACUAGAGGCGACGGCGUAUGCUGUGCUGGCGCUUGUGAAAGCCAAAGAGUUUGAUAAAGCAGGAGAGGCAGUGCACUGGCUGGGCAGACAACAGUCUCACUAUGGAGGAUCUGGAACCACACAGGCGACCAUCAUGGUGUUCCAGGCCGUGGCAGAGUAUCGCACGCAGGUGAAGAACAAACAAAACUUCAAUCUGGACGUGGAGCUGUCUGUACAAGGAAGAAGCAAACCUGUCAAAUGGAUUUUCCAAAGAAAUAACAUGCAUCUUAGACGGACAGAGAGGUUUGACCUAAGCCAGGAAUUUAAUGUAACUGCUCGAGGAACUGGAAGAGCCACUCUCUCUGUUACGACGCAGUACUACGCCAGACCUGCUGAGAACACAGACUGUACAGCCUUUAAUCUGAAUGUUACGAUGGAAAAAGACAGCAAACCGGAACCAUACGCCAUUGAAACGUAUAAGCUCACUCUGGAUUUCUACUACAAAAGUGAUAAAACCGAUGCCACCAUGACUAUUCUGGACAUUAGCAUACCGACUGGAUUUUACGUUGAUCAAAAAGAUCUCAAAGAGAUGUCUUCAGGAAAGGACAUAUAUAUUCAGAAAUAUGAAAACCAAAUACUGUCAGAGCAAAGAUCUCUCAUCCUGUACUUAAAUAAGGUUUUGCGUGAAGAUCAACCAAUAAUUUCCAUCAGAAUGCACAAGAUGUUUAAUGUGGGUCUGCUACCACCUGCUGCAGUCACAAUAUAUGAAUAUUACUCACCAGAUGCACGCUGUACAAAGUUCUACCACCCUGAAAGGAGAGAUCUUUGCAAGAUCAAAGGAGAUCUCUGCAAGUGUGCAGAAGAAAGAUGCAGUUACCAAAAAAAGGAUCGGGAUAUAGAUCAGGAGCGUUUUUCUACAGCCUGUGGAGCUGGUGUGGAUUAUGUUUACAAAGCCACAGUGGUGGAGAUGGAUCUGAGAAAAGGCUUUGACAGCUAUGACAUGAAGGUAGAGCUGGUGCUGAGAAAAGGCGUUGAUAAGAAUGCGGAUGCGAACGUGACAAACUAUCUGGCUCAUCCCAGUUGCAGAGAUCAUUUAGGAUUGGUAAAAGGAAAGUCGCACCUCGUCAUGGGCAAAUCUGUUGACCUGACAAAGCUCGGCAAAGGUAGUCUGCAGUAUAUGUUUGGAGAGCAGACCUGGGUUGAAUACUGGCCUACAAAAGAAGAAAGCCAAACGAAAGAACACAGGGAGCGAUACAGCGGUAUCUCCAAAAUCCAAGACAUCCUUCUCCAGCGUAGAUGUCCUGUUUAACAUUUCUUUAUUACUGGAAAUGUAACAUCAUCUCUUGCAUACUAUAAAUGAAUUGUUCUUGAUAACAUAUGAAUGGUGUAAUUCCAUGAUAAAGAUUAAAUCAAUAAAACUAGCUUGUUUAUGCUGGAUUGAUCAGAGAAGCAGCGACAUCAGCGCUGGACAGUGAGCGAGUAGUAGGUGUUUACAUAUGAUGAGGUAAUCAAAGGGUAUUAUUCACAUCCAAAAUGUUUUCUUGUUUUAUUUGUUUAUAUGAACUACAUGUGAAACUACAUGUGAUGCAUCAUCAAGAACCAGCACAUGAACCUCUACAACGGUGGCAAUCAACAAAAUUCUUCAUGGUGCAAUACAUGCUGUGUAAUAGUAAUACCAUAGUGAAAACUCCCAUCAUGCACUGCGGCAUGAAUAAUUAUUGUCUCCACCGCCCCUACAAAGCCUGAGCAGUGCAGUUCUUCUUUCCAAUAUUUAAGCAUUACGUUUUUUUAAGCAAUAUUACUUUUGCCCAUUAUUAGCUUCAAGUGUGUGUUUAAGCAAAUACGUUAAUAAUUACAUACAUGUUAAAGUGUAGCUUGAUGCUAAUACCUUUAAUUACAUCACAGGAUGUAUUCUAGUAAGCAUUAAAGAUCAUUUAAACUAAA